This is a messenger RNA of Ipomoea triloba (trilobed morning glory), 2719 nucleotides long. Its product is annotated as myosin-binding protein 7-like. The record is from RefSeq and is a predicted model, not a curated record. NCBI's taxonomy places the organism in Eukaryota, Viridiplantae, Streptophyta, Magnoliopsida, Solanales, Convolvulaceae. The transcript has 3 exons. Bases 594 to 2177 code for a protein of 527 amino acids.
GGGAAGAGCAAAACGAAAAAUAAAUAUGUAGUAGGCUUCCUAUCUCUCUCUCCCUGGAAGCUUUGAAUAUCUUUUUAUUUUUUUGUUUUUAGUUUUUUCUUCUAUCUCAAUUUUCCAUAUCUCCGGGGAGAGAAAUUUUCUGAAAUCGGAAAGCUCAGAGAAUUCGGCGAAGAAAACUUUUCUUUCCCGGAACAAAAAAAAAAAAAAAAGUAAAAAAAAAAAAAAAAAGCGGUUCGGCGACUCUCGUUUUCAGGUAACUCGUCUGCAUUGAUCGUUGGAUAUAUUUUGAAUGUAUGCAUGCACACAAUGUAUAUGCGUGUUUGGAAUUAGGGCUUGAUCGGACGUGAAUUGGUAGGUUAUUGUGAUUUGCAGGGAUAUUGUUGUGUAUAUUGCGUGUCUUCGUUGUGGAAAAGGGAGAUUUGACGUGUUAGUGGCGACGUAGGCGUGAGAUAUGUGUUGCGGUUGUGAUUGAAGAGGGAGGGAUCGAAGCUUGAUUGUAUAGGUUUUGUUGUUUUUUUGAUUGCGUUUUUGUUUUUAUUUUUGUUGAGCGAUCGAUUGAUUUGAUCGAGGCCGGAUGUGGCAUUAAUAAGACUAUGGCAUAUGAGAAUAUGCCGCUGUCGGCUAGCAUGGCGCAAUGUUGCGAUUGCGAGUGCAGCUGUACGGUGAUGGAUAGAUCCAUUUCCGGGAAGUGGCUCCGCUCUGUUAAGCGAAAGUAUGAUGAAUAUGAGGAUUCUGUGUUUUCUGUCCCGGGGUUAGUCAUGCCUCUGACGGCUCGGAUUGAGAUCGGUAACGAAUGUGCUGCUCUGCGUGAAAUGGUGAGCGGCCAGCAGAAGAGCAUUCAGGAUUUGAGUAUGGAGUUGGAUGCGGAGAGGAGUGCUUCAUCCUCUGCAGCCAAUGAGACCAUGCAAAUGAUCCUGAGGUUGGAAAGAGAAAAGGCCGAGAUUCAUAUGGAAUUCACGCAAUUCAAGAGAUUUAUUGAGGAGAAAUCGGCUCACGAUCAGCAAGAGGUGUUGUCCUUGGAGGAUCUGUUGUAUAAGAGGGACCAAGCGAUUCAAGCUUUGACAUGUGAGGUGCAAAUGUACAAGCACAGGAUGAUGAGUUUGGGGUUCACCGAGUCUGAGGUGGAGGUUGAGCUUGAGAAAGAGAGGGGUCGUUUGAGCUCGAAUAAUAGCUUCUCUGAGAAUUCAAAUGGACAAUCUGAUGUCCCUCAAUAUGAAUAUCCCCCACUAAAAUGCUUGAACGAGAAUCAAAUUUACCUUUUGGCUGAUAAGGAGGAUGUGGAUGUUGAGAAAUAUGCAUUUGGGGAGACCCCACGCACGCAUGACCAUUUCCUGGAUUUGGACAAUAGGAUCAACCAAUUGGAAAAAAGUCCUAAGAUCAGCCAGUUGGAAAGGAGCCCUAGGAUCAGUCAUCCUGAUGGUGAUUUCUAUAAGAACAAUGCGCUUGAAAAGGUGAUAGUUGGUCAUUCUCCAAGGCGACCAAUGCAUUUGAGGAAGUUUUCAACUGAUAGUGCAGGAUCUUUAAUUAUAACAAAUAAAGAAAUGAGUUAUGAUUUCGUAACAGAGUCUCCAAAGUUCGGUGGAAGUUUUAAGAAAGAAGGUUCUCUGAAAGACGAGCUUUCAAACUUGAGGAAAAUGGAUAACGCAUCAGAAGUUGAAGAUUGCAUGAGUGACAGAGUUUAUACAAUCGAUCCCAUUCAUCUAGGGGCACCUUAUAAUGGUAUGACAGAUCGUAAGGCAUCUGUUGGAAUCUGUGAGGAUUAUAUGACAACCCCACGGGAUUCAUUGAUUUAUACAAACACAGAAGACGUUGAUAUCAAGAAGCUGUAUGCAAGGCUUCAUGCGCUCGAGGCUGAUAGGGAGUCGAUGAGGCAGGCAUUAAUUUCGAUGAGCACUGAUAAAUCACAACUGGUAUUGCUGAAAGAGAUUGCCCAACAGUUGGCGAAAGACAUGUCACAACCAGAGAGGACAAUUGUGAGGAAGAAACGAUCCACCACUGGCAGCUUUUCAGUUGUGUCAAUAUUCAAGUGGAUGAUUUCCUUUGUGUCAUGGAGAAAGAAAUCACGCCGAUGCAAGUACAUGUUUGGAUUGUCGGGAAGCAGUGCAGGCUUGCUAGUGCUUUUCGACAAGGGACCUCGUGUAGGUCAAUGGGGGUGCAUUUCAAGCACACAGGUCUGAAAGACUGAAACCUGUUUCCAUAUCAAUGCAGAGAGUGGAGUUUUGUCUGACCUCUUACUCAUGGAAAUUUCAUUCAUUUUUUAAUUUUUUUUUCCUUGAUUCAAUGAUCCUGCAAAAUUGAGGCAAGGAGUCUUUCACUUAAAAAGUUUGAAUGAUAAAAUUUUGUUGACUGGGGAGUGAAAGGCUAGAUUCAGUAAUGCCACGUGGGAGCUUGUGCUUAUGUGGCUGUGUAAGUAUAUUAUUCUUAUAGUCUGAUUUUGUGUAUGGAUCAAAAUGUUUCUCUUCAUUGAAAUAAAAGAGAGCUACUUGUUUUUGUGACAGAGCAGUCUAGACGACGACCUACUUCUGUGGGACUGUGCGAAGAAUGAAUUUCAUCUUAUAUUUACAUUUAUUUACAAUACAAGAAAAAAAUAGUACUCGUCAUGUAAUUAAUAAUUUGUAUCAAGUUAACCCUCGCACUUUUCAUUUCGCUAAUUCAUAUUUAAAAUUACUCUGUAAUAGUCAGUUUAUAAGUAAUUAAUAAUAUACAUUUCGUGAAGAAA